UUCCUACUGAGGACCUGAAAAAUGUUCUGAAAAACAUGGGAAUAGAGAUCACAAAUAAGGAAUAUAAAAAGUUUCUGAAAACCCUGCCAGUUUCUGCUGAUAAAAAGGUGUUUGAGAAAGAAUUACUAGAGGGUGUGAAGUCCUUCAAAGGAGGAAGAGUCAAUGUUGGUAACAUAAAAAAUGUUCUACAAAGUAUUGGGUUCAGACAUGAAGAAAAAGAAAUCCAGGACCUGCAAACCCACCUACCAGUUAUUGAAGAUGAAAAGGUGGAGUUGGCUGUGUUGAUGGAAGCAGCCAGUGCCUUUACAGGAGAAAAGGCGGAAGCCAAUGACUUAAAAAAUGUACUGGGAAACAUGGGAAUUGAGAUCACUGAAACAGAGCAGUUGAUGCUGUCAAAAACUCUGCCAGUCUCUGGAGAUGGAAAGGUGUACAAGAAAAGAUUACUGAAUAGUGUGAAACUUCUCAAAGGAAGGAAAGUCAGUAUCAGUAACCUGGACCCCCUUAUAAAGAACAUGGGAAUUCAGCUUGAGAAAGCGGACCAUCAGGACUUACUGAAACACCUGCCGACUGAUAAGAAUAAAAUGGUGGAUUUGAAUGUGGUGAUGGACGACGCAAAAGCUUUUAUAGGAGAGAAGGUUAAUGUGGGUAAUCUGAACAAUGUGCUGAGGCAAAUGGGACUAGUACUGACUGAUGAGGAGAAUAAGGAGCUGUUGAAAACUCUGCCCAUUCAUGCUGAUGGAAGAGUAUAUAAGAAGAGAUUGCUAAAAGGUGUGAAAGCACUCAAUGGACCAAGGGUCAAACUCAAAAAAGUGAAAUCCCUUGUGGAAAACAUGGGAAUUAGACUCAAUGAUGAGGAACUUGAGGAAAUAAUGACUGAUGUGUCAACUGAUGAUGAUAGAACCGUUGGUCUGAAUGAUUUGAUGAAUGCUGUCAGUUGCAUAAAAGGAGAGGUGAUUGAUAUCCAGGACUUGGACACCUUUCUAGCCAGUGAAGGGAUCGAGCUCACAGAAGAUGAUAUGAAGGAGCUGAUGCCUCAUUUGACAGUUAAAGGAAAUGGGAAGGUCAGAGUGCCUUCAAUAAUGGCGAGCCUGAAGAAGUUUAAACCAAAAGGACUCGUGCCACUACACAAGAUGAUGAAAACUGAACACGAUGCUAAAGACAGAGUUAUUGGCCCCAUGGCAGUUUCUGAUAUUAAAUCAAAAGUUAAGCUGAAUCCUCUAACAAAAGUACCCAGUUCCCAUGGCAAGAGGGAUAAAGAUUUACCAGGAUCUCUCCCGUGCCAAUUACAGCACAAAGAAAGGAAGCUGAAUGCUUCACAAAUACAAGCCUUCCAAGAUGCCUACAACUUCUUUAACAAGGAUAAAACUGGCUGUAUUGAUUUACACGGAAUGAUGUGCACUCUAGCCAAGUUGGGAAUGAAUCUAACCAAGCAUGAUGUCUAUAAUGAAUUAAAAUGUGCUGAUAUUGAUAGGGAUGGAAAGGUGAAUUUCUCAGACUUCAUAAAGGUGUUAACAGAUAAGAACCGCUUUCUUAAAGCUGUGGUUCCAGAAAAGGAGAAAUGUUUAGAUUUAGCUGGCAACCCAGGGAUCCUGUUGUUUGAAAUCCUAUCAAAGCUUGUAGAGACUUCGGCCUUACCCAGAAAGGCUAUAAUGGAAAUAGUAAGCUAUUUCCAAAGAAAAUUCCAGGAAACAGGAAUGUUAUGGAAUCCCUACACCAUGGCUUAUGAAAAAAGGAGAUUUAAGCAAGACAUAAGCACCCCUCCCAGCUCAAGCACAGCUGCCUUUGCCAAUGCUGCCCAGACUGCAAUAAUGAAAGAAAAGGAUUUAUUUAAAUUUCUUGAAGAGCUCAAGAGGUGCAAUCCUCCUUCAGAUAGCCCAUAUUCAAAAAUACCCAUCUUUCCAUUGUUUCCUAAUGUGGAUGGGGUGGUGAUGGGAAAGCCAUUCAAAGACAUGCAGAAAUUAGAAAUGCUAAGGAGAAAAGAGCCUCUGAACUUCUUUGAGAACUAUUUUUUCCAUAAAAGAGACUGGAAAGCACAGGCAGCAAAUAUAAAGCCUAUUGACCCCGUCUCAGGCUGUCCUACUGACAUCCUGGCCAUUGACCAAAUGCUCAAAAAGAAGCAGAAUUGGACAGUGACUGAUGCGGCAGCUAUUAAACAGCCCGUGAAGAGAGCUAUAGAUACCUAUAACUUGGGAAUUGCCCUGGAGCACCGGAAAGACAUGCUAAACCUCUGGCAGAAGAUCCGAGGGGAUUUGAUUGGAAUAGACACUAAAAAUGAGUCCUUUUAUGAUACCUUUUCUACUUACACAUGGUCCUGGAAUGUUUGCCAAGAAUUACUUUCACCAAAGGACUUAAGGUUAUAUGAUGCCUACAUGAAUAGGCAUACCUUCCACAACUCUGUAUUCUCUUCUUCCUCGGAUAUCAGUGAAUGUGACACAGGAAGAAAACGAAAACGGAAAGGUUUCAAAGGGUUUCGACGAUGAGAUUUCUACAUUUUCUAAACACCUCACUGCAAACUACUUUUCCAUAGAUAUCAAAAUUGUGGUUUCUUGCUUUUGUCUAGUACAUUCUUAGCAGCUGGAAAUGUUGACAUCUUUUGAAUUCUGACCAGUAAAAAAGUUUAAGUCAUAAUGUGGUUUCCCUUUCCUAAUUCUUACCUAGUAAAUAGAGGUCAUGUGGUUUUUUUCCCCAGCAAACAACUGCACUCUGCUGCCCCCACCUGGCUCAAAACGGCCUGGGCACGAGGAGAAAACCUGAGAUGUGCGCUUACCUUAAGGGCCUCUGUGAGCCCUUAGGGGCUCUCCCUGUAACGUGCCUCUUAGUUUAUGACUGUAAGUGGCACUAGGUUUUUGAUUAUUUGUAAAAGAGGCCAAAGACAGCAGGUGACAAUGAUCCUUCAGUUCCAGGGAAUAAUAUCACCAUCUCCCAGGGAAUCUUGAUUAAAUUUGGGUGUUCC
Lynx canadensis (Canada lynx) is the source of this 2953-nucleotide messenger RNA. It is a transcript of the gene EFCAB3, whose product is annotated as EF-hand calcium binding domain 3. The transcript has 24 exons. The record is from RefSeq and is a predicted model, not a curated record. Gene Ontology annotation, molecular function: calcium ion binding. Bases 36 to 2480 code for a protein of 814 amino acids. NCBI's taxonomy places the organism in Eukaryota, Metazoa, Chordata, Mammalia, Carnivora, Felidae.